AUGAAUAGGCAGUGGAUUCACUGCGAUCGACGUAGUGAAGAGUACAAAAAUGGGGUCAAAUCAUUCAUUGAAUUUGCUAAACAGAAUGUGAAUGAGGAGAAUGAGACUGUAUGUCCCUGCUCUAGUUGUGGUUAUUCAAAGUUGAAAACUAUUGAUGUAGUUCACAUCCAUUUACUGCAACAUGGGUUGUCGGUAAUAUUUGAAACGUACUUUAGGUUAGGAAGUGAGAGUAUGCCUUCUCCAGUUCAGGAGCCAGCCACUGAACCCAACAAUGACAUAUUUGAUAUGAUGGAUGAUAUGCUUGAUAGGCAUGACUCUAUUGAUCAGCCUAUUGAAGGGGGUGAAGACACUCUAGAGGGCGAUGAUAUUGAUAAGGUUCAAAGGGUAGAUGGUGAUAACUAUGAUAAGUUAUUAGUUGAAGCACAAAGGGAAUUGUUCCCUGGUUGCACUGAAUAUACUGUUUUGACUUUUGUCGUGGAGUUGCUUAGUUGUAAAGUGGAUAAUUUGUGGACUAACAAAUCAGUUGAGAGGAACUUACAAAUCAUGAGAAAAAUGUGUCCAAAACCCAAUAACAUUCCCGAAUCUUAUUACGCAUGCAAGAAGAUGUUGAAAGAUUUGGGGUUAGGAUAUGAAAAUAUUCAUGCGUGUAAGUAUGAUUGUGUCUUAUUUUAUAAGGAGCAUGAAGGGAAGGAUAAGUGUCCUGUGUGUAAUGAACCACGGUACAAAAAUAGUGACUCUCCACAAAAAAAGAAGAUUCCUAAAAAAAUUUUGCGAUAUUUUCCCUUGACUCCAAGAUUGCAAAGGUUGUUUAAGUCUAGACACACAGCGGGUGAUAUGAGGUGGCACAAGGACAAACGGGUAGAUGAGGAAGGAAAGAUGAGGCAUCCUGCAGAUGGGUCUGCAUGGAAGGAUUUUGAUAUAUCUUAUCCAGAUUUUGCUCAAGACCCACGAAAUGUCAGACUAGGCCUCGCUACCGAUGGUUUCAAUCCUUUUGGUAACAUGAGUUUGUCUUAUAGCAUGUGGCCUGUGGUGGUGGUUCCAUAUAAUCUACCCCCUUGGAUGUGUAUGAAGAAAGCAUUCUCUAUGCUUACGUUAUUAAUUCCUGGACCAAUUUCACCAGGAAGGGACAUUGAUGUAUAUCUACGCCCUUUAAUUGAUGAACUUAAGGAGUUGUGGGAUCAUGGUGCUAAAACAUAUGAUAAGAUGGCUGAGUCUGAUUUUAACAUGCGUGCAGCGGUAAUGUGGACGAUUAAUGAUUUUCCAACAUACGCUAAUCUAUCCGGUUGGAGCACGAAAGGAUAUUUGGCAUGCCCUGUAUGUAAUAAAGAUACAGCAAGCCAUCGAUUGAAAAACAAGAUUGGUUAUGGUGUGCAUCGUCGCUUCUUACCCAUGCAUCAUUCUUGGCGCAAAGAUACCAGUAAAAAGACCUUCACUGGUAAACGAGAGAUGAGAAAGCCCCCUGUAAAGCUCUCUGGUAAGGAUAUACUGAAACAACUUAGAUGCCUUAGACCAAGCAAACCUGGAAUAAUCUAG
This is a messenger RNA of Rosa chinensis, 1533 nucleotides long. RefSeq lists its product as uncharacterized. NCBI's taxonomy places the organism in Eukaryota, Viridiplantae, Streptophyta, Magnoliopsida, Rosales, Rosaceae. The record is from RefSeq and is a predicted model, not a curated record. The coding region runs from base 1 to 1533 and encodes 510 amino acids. The transcript has 2 exons.